This is a messenger RNA of Carassius gibelio (silver crucian carp), 922 nucleotides long. Its product is annotated as putative nuclease HARBI1. NCBI's taxonomy places the organism in Eukaryota, Metazoa, Chordata, Actinopteri, Cypriniformes, Cyprinidae. The transcript is spliced from 2 exons. The record is from RefSeq and is a predicted model, not a curated record. The coding region runs from base 59 to 922 and encodes 287 amino acids.
AAUUAUGCAAUUAAAUAAGAACAUAUAAAAGCAUAACGGUUGAAACAACCCUUAGUCUAUGGCAAUGGCAGCGUUGGCCUUAUUAGAGGACAUUGCUAAUGGCAGAAUCAGAAGAGAACGAGUUUUUAGGGACCACAAUGAUUUUCUGGCCCAGGAUGAUGACUGGCUUAUCAGCCGUUUCAGAUUUCCAAGGGCUGUCCUCUUGGAGCUCUGUGCUGAGUUGGGUCCGAAUGUAGAGAGAGAGACAAUGAGGAGCCACGCAAUACCCGUUCCCUUGCAGGUGCUAACAACACUUGGUUUCCUGGCAACUGGUUCUUUCCAAAGGGAACUGGCAGACCGCUCAGGAAUAAGCCAGUCGUCUUUGAGCCGGGCAAUGCCAGUGGUAUGGGACGGGAUCAUCCGCAUGUCUGCCAGGUAUAUCAGGUUCCCAUAUGAUGCAUUUGACCAGCCAAACAUUAAAAUGCAAUUUGCAGCGAUAGCCGGUUUUCCUAAUGUUAUCGGAGCGAUCGACUGCACACACAUUGCUAUAAAGGCGCCAUCUGAAGAAGAAUUUGCAUAUGUGAAUCGGAAACAUUUCCAUUCAAUAAAUGUGCAGAUAAUAUGUGAUGCACAAAUGCGCCUAACAAAUAUUGUGGCAAGGUGGCCUGGGUCAACCCAUGAUUCAUACAUCCUUACAAACAGCAUGGUUGGGAUGAGGCUCCAAGCUGGCAGGGUGCGUGAUGGGUGGCUUCUUGGAGACCGCGGUUAUCCACUAAAGACGUGGCUUUUAACCCCCCUCACCAACCCACAAACUGACCGAGAGCGCAGAUACAAUAAUGCCCAUUCUCGCACUCGUUCAGUUGUAGAGCGGGCGAUUGGGCAGCUGAAAUGUCGGUGGCGCUGCCUUGACCGGACUGGGGGGGAUGUUGUUAUACCGCCCUGA